This is a messenger RNA of Peronospora matthiolae, 1080 nucleotides long. The record is from the annotation of a GenBank genome assembly. NCBI's taxonomy places the organism in Eukaryota, Oomycota, Peronosporomycetes, Peronosporales, Peronosporaceae.
AUGAGAUGCUUCCGUCUUCGUACUCCCGUCGUCAUCACACGUCGCAUACCCUGUGCGCUCUCUUCCUCCAGCGUAUUGACUCGCUCGGCCUCGUCUUCCUCCUCUUCGUACAAUGGCGAAUCCGUCGCCCGCACUCUUAAGUUGCUCCAACGUCGCAAGGUCUCGACGCUUGACCUGGGCAUUUACAAGCGGACAAAGAAGCGCAUUACAAUGGUCACAGCGUAUGACUUUCCAUCGGCAGUGCACGUGGAUUUAGCAGGUUUUGACGUGCUGCUGGUGGGCGACUCGGUGGGGAUGGUCGAGUUGGGGAUGGACACGACGAUUCCAGUGACUCUGGGAGAUAUGAUUCAUCAUACCCGAGCAGUGAAACGUGGAGCCUCUCGUCCGCUGGUGGUCACAGACAUGCCUUUUGGCACGUGUGAAGGAGCACCGUUUGAAGCGCUGAAGAACGCGCAGCGUCUCAUGAAGGAAGGGGGUGCGGACUGUGUGAAAAUUGAAGGAGGCAAGGAGCGCGCGGAGACGAUUAAGACCAUCGUCGGUGGAGGCAUUGCUGUGAUGGGCCACAUCGGACUUCGUCCACAGCACAUAAGUGUUCUGGGAGGGUUUCGCGCUCAAGGCCGCACGGCUUCGCAAGCACGAACGAUUAUCGAGGACGCUUUGGCCGUGCAAAAGGCAGGUGCAUUUGCGGUAGUGCUGGAAUGCAUUCCAUCGGUCGUAGCCAAGGCAGUGACGAAGCUGCUCAGAAUCCCAACGAUUGGCAUUGGCGCUGGCCCGGAAACGGACGGCCAGGUGCUAGUCUUCCAUGACCUGCUGGGCAUGCUCCAGCACCCACACCACGCACAAUUUGUUCCCAAGUUUUGCAAGCGCUACGCUGACGUCGGUGAACAAAUUCGCAUCGGUCUUGAGAAGUAUCGUGACGAUGUGGAGAGCGGUCGUUUUUCAAGUGAGGCGUACUCCCCGUACAAGAUGUCAGAAGAAGAAACCAGGAAAUUGCACGAUAUGGUGGCCAACGAAUACAACCAAAAGGACGGCGACAAGUGCGACAAGGAGGCACCUUCGGAAGUCACGAAGGUCUACUGA